AUGGAUUCUCGGGAAAAGAUCUCUGUAGAAAGCAUUAAAAGCCAAUUUAAUGAUGAUCCUUCUGAGCAGAAUGUUGAAGGAUUAUAUAAAUGCGAAGUUGCUCAAGAAAAUGAUUACAAAUUGAAAGAACAAUGGGAAAAUGCAUCCAAAGUUAACGAGCCUUUCCCAGAAUAUGUCGAUGGCUAUGAUGAAGACUUUUAUCAUGACGAUGCCGAUGAAGUAGCUUUAGAUCAAAUGUCACAGCUUUACAGAGAGGAAGAAAAGAUGAACAGAGCAGAUCGUCGAGAAGAAUUAAUGAAAUAUUAUGAGCAAUUCAAAGAAGACCAUAAAGCAGCUUUCCCACAAUUAUAUCAAAAAGUAACGAAGCCAAAGGCAUCACCGUCCAAGGCAAAGUCUGCUUCAAGGCCAGCACCAAAGAAAACAUUCUCACCAUCAGAAUCUGAUUCCUCAUCAGAGCCAAUAUCAGAACUUGAUUCAAAUGAUGCUGACGAUCUUAUCAUGAACUAUUCAAGUGAUGACUUAGAUCGUGAUGGCAUAGAUUCUGAAUCAUCAUCAGAUGCUGAAGAAAAGAAGCCAUCCAAAGCAGCAUCAACAGAAAAACCGAAGCAAUCAACACAUAUUUCAUACAACGAACUAUUAAAUGCAACAAUUUCAAGAACAAAGCUCAACCAUAUACUCAGCGACUUCAAGACAUACUUAAAACAGAAAGUUGUUAUCUUUAUUCACUUUAAAGACGGAGAUCAUAACUCAAUUGGCUAUCUAAAACAUACAUUUAACUGCCACGAGGCUGAUGUUGAAUGCUAUGAUAUUGUUUCUGAUAUUCAAAUCCAUAUUGCACCAGAAAACGUUUUGGACGAACAAAUUCCUCGUUCGUUAUUCGAAAAAAUACAUUAUGACUUAUCUCAGUUGUCCGAUGAUAUCAAACGCGGUAUCAAACUGCUCAAGAACAAUAUUGAAAUCAAAUCAAAGGAUAGCAAGGAUGAUGCAUUCAGCGAAUUAGAGAAAUUAUACAAUAUGGUCAUGAACGGCCAAUUACAUAACAUUUCUGGUUACAAAUUCCAACUUCAGGAAGAAAUUAAGAAAAUUCAAGAAGAAAUUGGAGAAAAUGAGUUGGGUGAUGAUUCUCAUGAUGAAGCAUCUGAUGAACUUCACACUAGAAUCGAAAAAAUGAAUGUUUGGCUGGCAAAUGUAGAAGAAAAACUCAGAAAACAGCCAGAUCCAAAAGCUAUCGUCGACCAUCCAGUUGUUAUUCCUAAGGACAAGAUGUCUGCCUUCGAGAAGCUCUUAACUCAGCAAAAGAAGCCAAAUCCGAAGAAAGUGGAUACUGUGGUCGAUCAGCAGUCUCAGGAGAAGAAUUAUAAGGAGAACCUUAAUCGUUUGUUUGAUGAUGAUGACGAUGAUGCAUCCGGAAGCUCGGAUUAA
Trichomonas vaginalis G3 is the source of this 1422-nucleotide messenger RNA. RefSeq lists its product as uncharacterized. Lineage: Eukaryota; Parabasalia; Trichomonadida; Trichomonadidae. The transcript has a single exon. The record is from RefSeq and is a predicted model, not a curated record. The coding region runs from base 1 to 1422 and encodes 473 amino acids.